Messenger RNA from Danio rerio (zebrafish), 10206 nucleotides. NCBI's taxonomy places the organism in Eukaryota, Metazoa, Chordata, Actinopteri, Cypriniformes, Danionidae. The record is from RefSeq and is a predicted model, not a curated record.
AUGGCUGGGAGUAGAACAGAGCAGCGGCACCGAAGAUCGUUUCACGUGCACUUGUUUGUCAUUACAUUGACUUUGAUUCGCGAUGCAUCUUCACAGGGCUUUGAGAGUUUGGGAUUAACCUACGGUUUAAGGUCUGAACUUUCAGAGGAUGCUAUUCUCGUUGCCAAUAAUGGAAUACGAGUUCCUUUCGGGAGAUCUGUCUUUAUUGAUCCAAUCAAUGAUCUGGUUAUUCAAGUUCAGCCCGGAGACAAGUGCACCGUAACGGUUCUGGAUAAUGACCCACUGUCACAGAGACCUGGACAGCUGUCCCCGAAAAAGUUUCCUUGUGAAUUCGGUCCCAAUGAUGUAAAAUACUCGCAUUUUGGAUCCAGGAGCCCCUCAAAAGACAGAGUAAGACUUCAGCUCAGAUAUGACACUCAGACUGAUACAGUUAUCAUUCCCUUUAUGAUGGAGGUGGAGGUGAUUUUCACUCAGCUAGAGAUUCUCACCAAACACAUGCCUGUAGUUGUAGAAAAACUGCUUGGAUUGAGUAAUCCUAUUGAUAAGAAAAUCCUGGAGUUCACUUAUGACAGAAAUGCUCAUUUGUGCAAAGUUACAUCUCUGGCCAGUGGCAGCUCAUUGCCUCGAUAUGGAAAGCUGGUUGACAAUGGAAAAUUGGGGAAACCUGUAGACUGUGAUGAAUUUGUCAGGAUGGACAUUCGUUAUCAGCAUACUUUUGCACAUCGUUCCCCAAACAGAGAUUAUAUUCCCAUGUAUUUAGAAUUACAAGACAAAGAAGCGAAUGUGCUGAAGCAAGAGUUUUUCCAAAUUGUAGUGCUCAUAAAGGAGGGCGAGGAAAACACGGCUCCCAAACCAAGUUUUGUAGCAAUGAUGAUGAUGGAAGUCGAUCAGUUCGUAAUGACGGCUAUAACCCACGACAUGCUUGCUGCUGAGGAUGUGGAAUCUAAUCCUGAUGAUUUAAUCUUUAACAUCACUUCCCCGCUGUCCUUUGAGGAGGGCUACAUUGUGAGCACGGAUGACAGGAAUUUGCCCAUUACGUCUUUUUAUCAAGCAGACCUGAAAGAGCUUAAGAUAGCCUAUAAGCCUCCCGCUGUGGACUCAGAUGCGGAGAGAAUUUUCCAAAUUGAAUUUGAAGUUGUAGACACUGAGGGGGCUAUAUCGGACCCCUUUGCGUUUAUGAUAGUGGUUAAGCCUAUGAACACUCUAGCACCAGUUGUGACCCGUAAUACGGGGCAGCUGCUUUAUGAGGGUCAAUCCAGGCCACUGUCAAGCUCACAAAAUCUACAAAUUAGUGAUGAGGACAAUUUAGAUUAUGUUCAGAUCACGGUUAUUAAUGGGCUUCGCCAUGGAGAGCUCACAGUUCUGGGCUCCAGGCAAAAAUUCUUCACUCCAGCAGACCUCGAUGUGGGAAGCGUGAUCUACCAGCAUGAUGGCAGCGAUACGUACAGCGAUAAUAUCAUUUUCAGAAUGACAGAUGGCAAAAAUGAAGUUGAGUUUCUGUUUCCCAUUACAGUGGUGCCAACUGAUGACGAACCUCCUAUAAUCAAUGCCAACACCGGUUUGGUUUUGUUUAAAAACCAAAUGAUGCCUAUUUCUUCUUUAACGCUUAGUGCGGCAGAUAUAGACUCUGAGGAUUCAACUAUCAAAUUCAUCAUGGUGCCUCCUUACUCUAACAUCGGAGAAGUGAUACUUCGUCAAUCAGAUGCACCAGAGGAUCCGUCCACAUGGAGGUUCAACGCAGAGGAUGAGAUGUAUGAGAAAGUAGUGACCGAAUGGCUCCAGCAUGAUAUCACAGAAGGCAAGUUGUUUUAUAGACAUAUCGGACCACACAAUACAAAAACCAUCAUGGAUCAGUUUGUUUUCCGUGUGCAAGAUGACAAUGAUCCACCAAACCAGUCAGGAGAGAACUCUUUCAUCAUCAAAGUUCUCCCCAUUGAUGAUAUCCCCCCUGAUAUGUAUCCUGGGACCACCUUGCAAAUGACUGUUCAUGAAUACCAUCUCACUUUUUUCCGAAAGAAAUUCUUGCGCUACACAGAUUUGGAUUCUGACGACAGGGAUUUGAAGUACACAAUUACCCAACCACCCGCUGACACAGAUGAGAACAGCCCUGGCAUUCUGGGAAGCAUCGUUUUAACCGAGAGUCCAACUUUGGAGGUCAAUGAGUUCACUCAGGCGCAGAUAAAUCAUCACAAGAUUGCCUACAAGCCUCCCGAUCUAGAACUUGGAAUAACCCCACACGUGGUGCAGUUCCAAUACAAAGUCGAGGAUACAGCAGGAAACAGCGCCAGUGGAGUUUUCACCAUAUUUUUACAGCCUGUGGACAACAAACCUCCGCAGAUCACCAACACGGGCUUUACUUUGCAAGAACGAGGGAUGCACGUCAUCACACGCGCUGAGCUGGACACCACAGAUGCCGACACGGACAGCUCACAGAUUUUGUUUACAAUCACCCAGCCUCCACAGCAUGGUCAGGUCAAGUACACAUUCACCGACAUGACUAAAGGGAAUUCGUUUAAUUUGGAUGACAUAUCGAAUGGCAGAAUAUCUUACAUUCAUAAUGGGGAUGAGUCAACUAGUGAUUUCUUUCAGCUGGAUGUCAGUGAUGGUGUCCAUGUUGUCACAAUCACCGUCAGGAUCAGCGUAAAGCCUAUUGACGAUGAAGCGCCAAUCAUCAGCCUUCCAGAGGGAACUAUUGGCUCCUAUAUAGAUGUUUUAGAGAACGGAGCGACUGAGAUCACAACCAAUGUUAUUCAAGGUCGAGAUGAGGACACCGAUGACCUAAGGCUGACCUUUAUUGUGGAGGAUCCCCCAGUGUUUGGUGAAAUAUUAGUAAAUGGUGUGCCAUCCAAUAGGUUUACUCAAGCAGAUAUCAUCAGUGGUUUGGUAGUGUAUGCGCAUAAUACUGGAGAAAUUGGCUUGGCAACAAAACAAGACUUUUUCAAUCUGACACUCACCGAUAUGUCUGAUGAAUGGACAGUUGGGGGGAAUAAAAUCAAAGGGGUUCGCGUGCAGGUCACCAUUCUGCCAUUGGACAGUCAGGCUCCGGAGGUGUUCGUGGGCCCCCAGUUCAUCGUCGUAGAGGGUGAGAAAAAUGUUAUAGCAAUUUCGCACAUUAGCGCCAAUGACAUUGACACCCCUAAUGAUGAUCUCCUUUGCACAAUUAUUGUGCAGCCCACUUCAGGUUAUGUAGAAAACAUUUCCCCCGCACCAGGAUCUGAAAAAUCCAGAUCAGGGAUUGCCAUCAGUGCUUUCACCAUCAAAGACAUUCGGGAAAACCACAUUUAUUAUGUGCAAAGUAUUCAUAAAGGAGUCGAGCCAGUUGAAGAUAGGUUUACUUUCAGGUGUUCAGAUGGGAUCAACUUUUCCGAGAGACACUUUUUCCCAAUCGUCAUAAUCCCAUCCAAUGAUGAGAAGCCUGAGAUCUAUAUGAGAGAGUUUGUUGUGAUGGAGGGCAUGAACAUUGUGAUUGACACUCCAAUAUUAAAUGGCGCCGAUGCUGACGUUCCAGCGGAUGAGCUCACAUUUAUUAUUUCAAAACCUCCGAAACAUGGAUUUAUCCUUAAUCAGCUAACCUCAGGCACAAUUCCUGUCACAAACUUCACUCUCGAACAGAUACGAGAGGCUUCAAGUAUUGUCUACGAACAUGAUGAUUCAGAAACCACAGAGGAUAGCUUUGAAAUUCUUCUUACUGAUGGUAAAUUCACAGUGGAGAAAACCGUUAUGAUCAUGGUCAUAUUGGUGGAUGAUGAAACACCAAGGAUGGCGAUUAAUGAUGGCCUUGAAAUAGAAAUCGGAGAGGUCAAAAUCAUCAACAAUAAAGUGUUAAAAGCCACUGAUUUGGAUACAGAAGACAGCACUCUGACCUACAUCAUCCGUUAUGGUCCGAAUCAAGGUAUUUUACAAAAGCGAACACCAUUUGGACUAUUUGAGAACAUAACCGUCGGAAUGAACUUCACACAAAAUGAGGUCGACCAAGAUAUAAUUAUGUACAUUCAUAAUGGACAAGAGGGAGUUCGUGACCUUAUUAAAUUUGAUGUUACUGAUGGCAUUAACCCUUUGAUUGACAGAUACUUCUAUGUAACUGUGGGUGGGAUAGAUAUGGUGUUCCCAGAUGUAAUAAGCAAAGGUGUUUCUCUAAAAGAAGGAGGAAGGGUAACUCUAACCACAGAUCUGCUCAGCACCAGCGAUUACAACAGCCCUGAUGAGCAUUUGGUUUUCACCAUCACUCGUGCCCCAGUAAGAGGACACUUAGAGUGCACCGACAUACCAAGUAUGCCCAUAAGUUCAUUCACUCAGCUUCAACUAGCCGGGAAUAAAAUCUACUACAUUCACACUGCAGAUGAUGAGGUGAAGAUGGACAGCUUUGAGUUUGAAGUGACCGAUGGUUACAAUCCAGUUUUCCGUACUUUCCGUGUGUCCAUUACAGAUGUGGACAACAAAAAACCAGUAGUGACCAUUCACGGACUUAUUGUUAAUGAAGGUGAAAGUAAGCUGAUCACUCCUUUUGAGUUGACGGUGGAGGAUCGUGAUACAGCCGACCAGCUUUUAAAGUUCACUAUUACUCAAGUGCCUGUGCAUGGCAAGUUGUUGUUUAAUAACACCAGAUCCGUCACUUCUUUCACCAAGCAGGACCUGAAUGAAAACAUGAUCCGCUACAAGCAUGAUGGAACCGAGUCUGCAUCCGAUAGCUUCUCGUUUACUGUUACCGAUGGAACCCACACUGACUUUUACGUGUUCCCUGACACGGUUUAUGCCACUCGCAAACCCCAAAUGAUGAAAAUCACUAUUUAUUCAGUUGACAAUGGAGUUCCGCAGGUUGUGACAAAUAAAGGUGGCACAACCUUAAGAACUCUUUCUACUGGUCACCUUGGAUUUCUGAUCACUAGUAAAACAUUAAAGGCAGAGGACAGAGACAGCCCUCAAGGAGCAGUGACUUUUAAAAUUACAGUGGGAGCUGAACAUGGCUACCUGAUUGACCUGGGGAAAGGCAACGCCACUAUUACCACAUUCACCCAAGCUGACAUUGAUGACAUGCAUAUAUGCUACGUGCUUCGAGACGGAGUCAAUGCCACAAGCGACACAUUCCACUUUUCCAUUGAAGACCACGGGGGCAACAAGCUGAAAAACCAACAGUUCCGGCUAAACUGGGCUUGGAUCUCCCUGGAGAAAGAGUACUAUCAAGUGGAUGAGGAAAGCAAGUUUCUGGAGGUGCUUUUGAGACGUAGAGGUUACCUUGGCGAGACCUCAUUUGUCAGUAUUGGGACCAAAGAUGGCACAGCGGAAAAGGACAAAGAUUUCCGAGGCAAGGCCCAGAAACAGGUUCAGUUUAACCCAGGUCAGACCACCGCUAGCUGGAAGGUGCGGAUCAUGUCAGACAGUCUGUAUGAGCAGUCAGAGAUCUUCCAGAUCGUCCUGUCAGAGCCCGUCAUGGCAGCGCUCGAGUUCCCAGAGGCGGCGGCAGUGGAGAUCACUGACCCUGAAGAUGAGUCCACAGUGUUCAUCCCGUUGACUGCAUACUCGAUUGAGGAGGAUAUUGGAGAACUUUUGAUUCCUGUGCGAAGAUCUGGAGAUGUCAGUCAGGAGCUCAUGGUGGUCUGCUUCACACAACAAGGUACAGCCAAAGGCACGGUUCCCACUACGGUGCUUUCCUAUUCGGACUAUAUUUCCCGAGCUGAGGAGCACCACAGUGUGCUGCGUUUCGAUAAGGGUGAGACUGAGAAGCAGUGCCGUGUAGUCAUCAUUGAUGACUCCCUCUACGAGCCAGAGGAAAGCUUCAAUGUAACUCUCAGCAUGGCCAUGGGUGGCCGUCUUGGACAAGAGUUCAGCACCGCUAGAGUCACCAUCCUACCUGAUGCAGAUGACGCUCCAGUCUUUUAUUUCGGAGAAAUAGACUACCAUGUUGAUGAGAGUGACGGUAAUGUCGAAGUUCGGGUUUGGAGGACAGGAAGUGACCUUUCCAAAGCAGGAACGGUCACAGUGCGGUCACGAAAGACUGAUCCUGUUUCGGCUGAAGCUGGUGUGGACUACGUUGGAAUUAGCAAGAACUUGGACUUUUCCCCAGGCGUCAACAUGCAGACUUUCAAGGUUACAAUCCUGGAUGACCUGGGACAGCCGGUGCUGGAGGGCCCGGAGAAGUUUGAGCUGGUUCUCCGAAUGCCCAUGAACGGCAUAUUAGGAGAACCAGGAAAAGCUACAAUCUACAUCAACGACUCCAUCUCAGAUUUGCCCAAAAUGCAAUUCCGGGAUCCUACAUACACAGGUAAUGAGAAUGAUGGACAGAUCUCUGCUGUUGUGUACCGCAGUGGAGAUUUAAGCUAUAAGUCCAGUGUGCGCUGCUACAGUCGUCAAGCAUCAGCACAAGUCAUGAUGGACUUCAACGAAAGGCCAAACACAGACGCCUCCACCAUCAUCUUUCUACCAGGAGAGGUGGAGAAGCCGUGUGUCCUCAUCCUCGUGGAUGACACUGAACAUGAGGAAGACGAGGAGCUAAGGCUGGUUUUGGGAAGCCCCAAAAGUGAGUCUCCAUUCGGAGCCUCCAUUGGGGCUCAGAAUGAGACUCUCGUCAAGAUAAAGGACGACGCUGACAAGGCCAUAAUUAGGUUUGGAGCCACCAAGUUCAGCAUCAGUGAACCAAGUGAGUCGGGGCAGGUUUCAGUGGUGAAGAUCCCGGUGCAGAGGACAGGAGACAUAUCCAAAGUGUCAGUGGUCCGGGUUCACACAAAAGACGGCUCGGCUACCUCUGGAGAAGAUUAUCAUCCUAUUUCUGAAGAUGUGGAGUUUAAAGAGGGAGAGACUGAGCACAUCGUGGAGGUAGAGAUUCUGUACGAUGGAGUUCGAGAGAUGAGAGAAGCCUUCACCAUCCACCUCAAACCUGAUGACAACAUGAUAGCGGAGAUUCAAGUCACCAAAGCCAUCAUCUACAUUGAGGAAACCAACAGUAUGGCUGAUGUGACCUUUCCCUCGGUGCCGGUGGUGGUGUCUCUCUUACAGUAUGAUGAUACCAGCAGGACUAGAGAAACUCAACCAGCUGCUGGAUAUCCUGUCGUCUGUGUCACGUCAUGCAACCCCAAGUAUCCUGACUUUGACCGAACGGGCUCUAUCUGUGUUGCGGAGAACAUCAACAACACCCUGACCCGGUACCGUUGGCUAGUCAGUGCCCCGACAGGGCCCGACGGUGUGACCAGCCCCAUGAAGGAGGUGGAUUUCGACACCUUCUUCACCUCCUCCAAGACCAUCACAUUGGACUCGGUGUAUUUCCAUGCAGGCUCACGUGUGCAGUGCGCAGCUCGAGCUGUCAACUCUAAUGGGGAUGAAGGCCUGGAGCUCAGCAGUCCCAUCAUCUCCAUCAGCCAGGAGGACGGUAUGUGCCAGCCUCGGGUUGUUGGCACAGUUGGAGCAGAGCCUUUCUCUGCCAGGCUGCGCUACACUGGAGCAGAAGACCCAGACCACCCAAACCUCAUUAAACUGACUGUUACCAUGCCCCAUAUCGACGGUAUGUUACCUGUGGUCUCCACUCGGCCACUCUCCAACUUUGAGCUGACACUCAGUCCAGACGGCACCCGGGUAGGAAACCAUCGCUGCUCAAACCUGCUGGACUACACAGAGGUGAGGACUCGCUUCGGCUUCAUCACUGAUGCCACCCGCAAUCCAGAUGCCAUCGGCGGGACGGCACCGUACCAGUACAGCACAGCACUCAGAGCUCAAAACACCCUGAGGUUCUAUAGAAACCUGCAUCUGGAGGCCUGCUUGUGGGAGUUCGUCAGCUACUAUGACAUGUCUGAACUGCUUAAUGACUGCGGAGGAACCAUCGGCACUGAUGGACAGGUGCUGAAUCUGGUGCAGUCUUACGUGACGCUGCGUGUUCCUCUACAUGUCUCAUAUGUGUUUCAUUCACCCGUCGGCGCUGGAGGCUGGCAGCACUUUGACCUGCAGUCUGAGCUGCGUCUCACUUUUGUGUAUGACACCGCCAUCUUGUGGAGAGACGGCAUCGGCAGUCCACCAGAGGCUGAAUUACAAGGUGCUCUCUACCCUACCAGCAUGCGCAUCAAUGAGCAAGGCCGUCUGGUCGUCAACUUCCGUACAGAAGCACGUUUUCGAGGGCUCUUUGUCACAGCACAUUCAGCCUCUCCAAUGACUUCUAUGGUCAUGUGUGUGGAUCAUCCUGGACUGACCUUUAACCUGAGCUUGGUGAGGAGUGAACCGACAUACAACCAGCCAAUACAGCAGUGGACCUUCAUCUCAGACUUUGCCGUGAGAGACUAUUCUGGAACAUACACGGUCAAACUGGUUCCCUGCACUUCUCCUCCCAAUGUAGAGUACAGCUUUCGGCCUGUGUGUCAUCCCAGAGAGCCCAUAACCUUUGAUCUGGACAUACGCUUCCAACAGGUGAGUGAUCCAGUGUCAGCAGAGUUCAGUCUGAACACACAGAUGCUUCUGCUUUCAAAGAGGACUCUCUGGCUGUCAGACGGCUCCAUGGGCUUCGGUCAGGAGACUGACACUGCUUUCUCAGAGGGAGACAUGAUCUAUGGCCGUGUGAUGGUAGAUCCGGUUCAGAAUCUCGGGGACUCGUUCAUCUGUAACAUCGAAAAGGUGUUUUUGUGCACAGGAGCAGACGGAUACAUCCCAAAAUACAACCCAGACAACUUUGAGUACGGAUGUCUGGCUGAUUCACCGUCUCUUCUCUACCGCUUCAAGAUCAUCGACAAAGCUCAGCCAGAGACUCAGGCGAGAACAUUCGGCAGCAUUAGUUUCAAUGCUUUCCUGGCUGUAGAUGAUCCUCAAGCCCUGGCGCUGGUGAGACAGCCGGGCUCUGAUGGAUUUAGAUUGGAUUCAACAGCUCUGUUUCAGGUUUCGGCAGGCAGAGAAUGGUACAUCCACACCAUCUACACCGUCCGCUCCAGAGAGAACGCCAAUCGAGGCAUUGGGAAAAGAAGCCUGGAUUAUCACUCUCUAACACACAGCCACUCAAUUUCCAAAAGAUCAGCAAACGGCGUUCCAGAUUUGGCUCAAGAUAUCAGCGUAGAAAGUAACCGCGGCACAAACAUCUUACAUAUAGCGCUGGACCACAGCUUUCAGAAACAUCCCAGCCUUCACGAGGAAUCCCAAGCGGAGGGUAUCAUUCCCAGAGAACUGAACCAAAGGGAAACUAGCGAUGAUCAACUUGUCCUGAUCAUAGGAGUUUUAGUCGGUCUUCUCUUCUCCAUCCUACUGGUUAUUCUCAUCGUCAUUUUGGUGCGAUCUAAAAGAGAAAAGAGCGUCACUGAGUCGCCGAAAGGAUCUAGCAGCACAGAACCAAUGAUGACGCAAGUCUCCAAUAGCAACGACAGUUCAGAGGUUUGAUUGCAAAAUAAAAGUGGACGAUCAUAUUCAUGUUUCGUUUGAAAGUGCCUCGUUCAUUCAUUUGGCACGCAAAGACACAUAGUGGCUUGGAGUGGUCGCGCGCUACCUCUCCUCGGGAUUUUGACGGUCCGAAAGUGUACUUGAAACUCAGAAGCACUUCUGUUGUCACUGCUUUAACUGUUUGAAUUUUGGUUUGUUUUUGAUUUACUACUACUGCAUUGAUAUUCACCCAAAUUAAAGUUUUUUUUCUUUAUAUCCAAAGGUGCUAGAUGAAACGGUAUUAUGGGAAAGGACUAUAUUGUAUAAAUACAGUUUGUUUUUAGUCACUGAUCAUUUUUAAUGGCUUAUAAGGUUGAUUGAAUUUGAUUUUACCAUGUGCUGUAUGGGAGAUUCUUCUUUGAUGUAUAAUUGUUUUUUUAUUUUUACAUUUAUAUGUGUUUUUUUUCCACUGCUGUAUGUUUUUAUUUCAAUGUACUGUAAUACAGUAAUUAUUAACAUCCAACUAGAGUAUUAUCAAGUUUCCUCAAAAAGUGAAAAGUUUUAGGUUUUGGCAAUACAAAAGCACAUUUGUAUUCUUCUUUUUUCUUGUAUUUGAUAUAUUUAUGCUCACUAUCAAGUUUGCAUGGGUUUCUUUUUUUUCCCCUACACCUGCUGUGUAAAAAUGUAUUAUAGUGUAUUAUAAGGCAGAUAAAAUGUUUGGGAGAAAUGAAAUCAAAAGAUUUUGCCAUGUAACAUUUCUUUGUCGUCAGCUGUUUUUUUUUUUCGUAUGGAGAUUAUUGUCAUGACUUUUGUACCUGAAUGUGAUGCUGAUAAGCAUGGUAUCAAUUGAACAGUAAUGACAUAAAAGUUUUCAUUGCGAUGAUUCAA